UGCCGUACUUUGCUAAACACGUGUGAGCUACAAACUUAGCUAACAUGCUAUGAUUCUGAUGGGUUAGCAUGUGAAAUUCGUAUGGGGCCCGAUAUAUAUUUUUCUAUAAUAGUAGGAUAUUUUGCACAUUUAGAAUAUUGACCCCUACAUUUUUUACACUAGAUCAACAGGACUGAAGGUAAAUGAUUAAGUAAAUAAAUAAAUAAGCAGCAGUGUUGAGUGGUCAGGGCUAGCUAUAACUAGAGCACAGAGCUGGGUGAGAGUGAGCACUGACUCUUACUUAAGUUUACAAGUUUCCUUUCCUCUUCAUCAUCAUGAGUGACCGUGAGGAUGAUGAUGAUGAUGUGCCUCAGCUCUCGGCUGCUGCUCUGGCGGCUCUGCAGGAGUUUUAUGCGGAGAAUGAAGCAGGAAACUCGGCACUGAGUCACAGCUUCACUGUGGGAGCCAUUCAGGAGGACUGGGGGAUGAGCCAGUUCUGGUACAGCGAUGAGACGGCUACACAGUUGGCUCAGGAAGCUGUACAGCAAGCAGGGAAACAGGGGAGGAUAGCAUGCAUCAGCGCACCCAGCGUCUACCAGAAGCUGAAGCAGCUGGAAUCCCAGAGUACAGAUGGGUCACACUGUGUGUCUGCCAUGUUGCUUGAAUUUGACCGUCGAUUUGCUGUGUAUGGUGACGAGUUCAUCUUCUAUGACUACAACAACCCGUUGUGUUUGCCUGAAGAUGUCCUCCCACAGAGCUUUGACAUCGUCAUCGCAGACCCACCGUACCUAUCCGAGGAGUGUCUGAGCAAAGUGGCACUCACAGUAAAAUACCUCACCAAGAGUAAAAUCCUGCUGUGCACAGGGGCUAUUAUGGAAGAGCAUGCAAGAAAACUCCUGGAUGUGAAGAUAUGCAGUUAUCUACCCAAACAUAAUCACAACCUUGCCAACGAGUUCAGGUGUUAUGUUAACUAUGAGUCAGGUCUCCUCUAGGCUUGGAGCGAGACCUUAAAAUAAGGCUUAUUACGACUUAUGGACUGUUCAGACAAUUUAAUUGGUCCUAAUUUGUUAUGGGAUUAUUUUGUCUGGUUUAUCAUACCUGGAUGGCGUGAUAUUUUAAUGCUUGAUGUAUUAUUUUUUUUAAAAUCAGGAUUAACAUUAAUUGUACAUAUUACAGACAAAAGCAUUUUGACUUGGUGAAAGCAAAUGCAUUUAAGAUGCUUACUAUGGUAAAUAAAACAUUGCUGAAAAACUGUUAUACAUUUA
Messenger RNA from Hemibagrus wyckioides, 1244 nucleotides. RefSeq names its product EEF1A lysine methyltransferase 1 (gene eef1akmt1). The record is from RefSeq and is a predicted model, not a curated record. Lineage: Eukaryota; Metazoa; Chordata; Actinopteri; Siluriformes; Bagridae. Gene Ontology annotation, biological process: methylation. The transcript is spliced from 4 exons. Gene Ontology annotation, molecular function: nucleic acid binding; protein-lysine N-methyltransferase activity. Bases 315 to 971 code for a protein of 218 amino acids.